CCAAGUAUGCGCGCUCCCUCUCGCGCGGCGCGUCCCCGGUAUACUUGAGCGCGCUCGCGGCCGCUGCGGGUUCACUCGCUGCACGAUGGCGGAGGGAGGCGGACCCGAGUCGGGUAACGCUUCGGACCCCGACGAGAAGCCGGUGAUCGCACAGACACCAGUACCGUCCACCGAGAGUCAAAAGCAGAGCAUCGGCACACUGCUAAAAACGCCACUUCGAAAGGGAGACGAGUGGUAUUUGAUUGACAGCCGGUGGUUCAAACAGUGGAAGAAAUAUGUGGGCUUUGACAGCUGGGAUUUGUACAAUGUUGGAGAGCACAAUCUGUACCCGGGACCCAUUGACAACUCUGGACUCUUUUCAGAUCACGAGUCUCAGACGUUGAAAGAGCAUCUCAUAGAUGAGUUAGACUAUGUUUUAAUGCCUACAGAGGCCUGGAAUAAGCUGGUCAGCUGGUAUGGCUGUCUGGAGGGUCAGAAACCCAUCAUCAGAAAGGUUGUUGAACAUGGAAUGUUUGUGAAGCACUGUAAAGUGGAAGUGUAUUUGCUUGAGUUGAACCUGUGCGAGAAUGACAACAUGGACAAAAUUGUCACCCGCCAUUUCAGCAAAGCAGACACUAUAGAUACUAUUGAAAAGGAGAUGAGGUCUUUAUUCGAUAUCCCUUCUGAAAAGGAAACUCGACUUUGGAAUAAAUAUAUGAGUAACACUUAUGAACAACUUAACAAGCUUGACAGCACCGUACAGGACGCAGGGCUUUUUCAGGGCCAGGUUCUUGUUAUAGAGAAGAAGAAUGAGGAUGGCACAUGGCCCAGACAGACCUGCCAUUCAAAGUCCAGUACUUCCACCUCUCGGAAUUAUACAACCUCCCCAAAACUCUCUUCAAACUCAUCUGCCACCAUAUCCUCCACAAUAACAAAUGGGGAUAGCAAUAGCAACUCUGGCUACAUGUUGAACAACAGUACUUCUGGUAACAGACUGGGAAGUUACAACUCCUACAGCUCCUCCUACAAUUACAGAGAAUCUGCUGCUCAGCCAGGCCUCUGCGGUCUGAGCAACCUGGGCAACACCUGCUUCAUGAACUCUGCCCUCCAGUGCCUGAGCAACACUCCCCCUCUAACGGAAUAUUUCUUGGAGGACCGGUACGAAGCUGAGAUCAACCGGGAAAAUCCAUUAGGGAUGCGAGGGGAGAUUGCAGAGGCCUAUGCGGAUCUGGUUAAACAGAUGUGGCUUAGUCGGAGCAGUUAUGUGGCUCCACGCACUUUUAAAACCCAAGUGGGCCGGUUUGCCCCGCAGUUCUCAGGGUACCAGCAACAAGACUCUCAGGAGCUGCUGGCCUUUCUGCUGGACGGCUUACAUGAGGACCUUAACCGUGUUAAGAAGAAGCCUUAUCUGGCCCUGAGAGAUGCUGAGGGGCGGCCUGAUGAGGUUGUAGCCAAGGAAGCAUGGGCGAAUCACCGGUUGCGGAACGAUUCAAUAAUUGUGGACAUCUUCCAUGGCUUGUUCAAAUCUACGCUGGUUUGCCCAGAAUGCUCCAAAGUUUCUGUUACCUUUGACCCCUUCUGCUACCUCACACUGCCCCUGCCCAUGAAAAAGGAUCGCACUAUGGAGGUGUUCCUGGUCCACACUGACCCACAGUUUAGACCCAUGCAAUAUCGUGUAGUUGUUCCCAAAAUGGGUGUAGUGGCAGACCUGUGCAGCGCUUUGGCCAAGCUAUCUGGAGUUCCUUCAGAGAAUAUGGUUGUGGCAGAUGUUUACAAUCACAGAUUCCACAAAAUCUACAGACAGGAUGAUGGUCUCAAUCACAUCAUGGAGAAGGAUGACAUUUUUGU
Messenger RNA from Sinocyclocheilus rhinocerous, 1827 nucleotides. Its product is annotated as ubiquitin carboxyl-terminal hydrolase 4-like. The annotation marks the transcript as partial. The transcript is spliced from 13 exons. Gene Ontology annotation, cellular component: nucleus. Gene Ontology annotation, molecular function: cysteine-type deubiquitinase activity. The record is from RefSeq and is a predicted model, not a curated record. Gene Ontology annotation, biological process: protein deubiquitination. Lineage: Eukaryota; Metazoa; Chordata; Actinopteri; Cypriniformes; Cyprinidae.